Messenger RNA from Merops nubicus (carmine bee-eater), 638 nucleotides. Its product is annotated as ras-like GTP-binding protein rhoA. Gene Ontology annotation, biological process: small GTPase-mediated signal transduction. The annotation marks the transcript as partial. The record is from RefSeq and is a predicted model, not a curated record. Gene Ontology annotation, molecular function: GTPase activity; GTP binding. The transcript has a single exon. Lineage: Eukaryota; Metazoa; Chordata; Aves; Coraciiformes; Meropidae.
AUGGCUGCUCUUACAAGAAAGCUAACUGUAGUUGGAGAUGACCGUUGUGGUAAGACAUGCCUCCUCUUUGCUCUGUGUCAUGAACAGCUGCCCAAGUCUUGUGAGCCAACUCUGUUCAAUGCUUACACCAGUGACUCAGAGGUAGAAGGCAAAGAGAUGAAACUAGUUCUCUUCAACACGGCAGGGAAGAACGAUGUCAGUUACCAGAACCUCCGCUCUGUGUUCUACAAGGACACUGAUGUUAUUUUAAUGUGCUUCUCUGUGGACAGGCCUGACUCACAGCAAAACAUCCUUGAUUUUUGGGUUCCAGAAAUCAAAAUGUUCUGCCCCACAGUACCUAUUAUUCUGGUGGCUACCAAGAUAGAGCUAAGGGUUGAUGAAGGUAUGAAGAAGAAACUAACUUCUCCAGGCAACGAGCCAAUUACCACUACAGAAGGAAAAGCUUUAGCUGCCAGCAUUGGAGCAUAUGCAUACCUGGAGUGUUCUGCCAAGACAAAAGAUGGUAUGGAUACAGCCCUGGAGGUUAUUAGCCAAUGUGCAUUAGAAGAGAAAAGGACAAGAGAGAGUCACACAGCUGCUGCAGAAUUUUGUAAGAGGAAUGAGCAUUAUUUUGUUGUUGGAUUUCAUCAUGUGAAAAG